Molecule: messenger RNA, 771 nt
Organism: Exophiala spinifera
Lineage: Eukaryota; Fungi; Ascomycota; Eurotiomycetes; Chaetothyriales; Herpotrichiellaceae
Product: 3-deoxy-D-manno-octulosonate cytidylyltransferase
Exons: 1
Coding region: 1-771 (256 amino acids)
Cellular component (GO): cytosol
Molecular function (GO): 3-deoxy-manno-octulosonate cytidylyltransferase activity
Source: RefSeq, a predicted model, not a curated record
AUGCGAUUUAGUGUGGUCAUUCCGGCACGGUAUGAGUCCAAACGACUCCCCGGGAAGCCCCUGAGCGAUAUUCACGGCCAGAGCAUGAUAGCCCAUGUGAUAGCGAGGUCGAAACUUUCAGGUGCCGAUGGAGUUAUCGUCGCUACCGACCACGCAGACAUUGCGGCUGAAGCUCGACGCCAUGGGGCCGAGUCUUGCAUGACCAGUGCGCAUCACCAGAGCGGCACUGAUCGACUGACUGAAGUCGUGGAGCUGUACCGAUUUCCUGACGACCACAUCAUUGUCAACGUGCAAGGCGACGAGCCGCUUAUUGAUCCUCGACACAUUGCGCUGGUUGCAGAAGACCUUGGUCUCUGUCUCGACAGCGUGGCGACGUUGGCGACGCCCAUUACAGAGAGCAAAAGCCUGUUCGAUCCCAACGUCGUGAAAGUCGUCUUCGACCAGAACAAUCGUGCCUUGUAUUUCUCACGGGCUGCGAUCCCGUGGGAUCGUGAAGGCGCCGUCACACACGACGAACCACUGCAGGAGCAAUUCUUCCGCCACAUCGGACUGUACGCUUACCGGGCAGGCUUUCUGAGGAAGUUCAAAUCAUGGUCCGACGCUUCAGUGGAGAGGAUCGAGCGCUUAGAGCAAUUGCGAAUACUGUUCCAUGGCGAAACUAUCCACCUCACUGUCACGGAGAAGGCGGACAGCGUCAGUGUUGACACAAUUGAAGAUCUGAAGAAGGUCCGACAGAUGAGCCCUGAUUUCUUUGCAGCUACUUUUUUGUGA